Molecule: messenger RNA, 1723 nt
Organism: Anthonomus grandis grandis
Lineage: Eukaryota; Metazoa; Arthropoda; Insecta; Coleoptera; Curculionidae
Product: lysosomal Pro-X carboxypeptidase-like
Exons: 6
Coding region: 192-1673 (493 amino acids)
Biological process (GO): proteolysis
Molecular function (GO): dipeptidyl-peptidase activity; serine-type exopeptidase activity
Source: RefSeq, a predicted model, not a curated record
AAGGUGGCUAAAUGGUUUUUUUGUUAUUGCAUUGGUUUAAAUGUAAUAAUAUGAAUUUUAGUCGUAAGGAGACAGAGUAGGUUGAAUGGUGAACUAAGCGAGAAUAUUAAUACCAGAAGUUAGUCAGCGAGAUUGUGAAUAAACAGUUUAACCGAGAGGUCAAGAUAAGAAACAUUUAACGAGGAGCGUCUAUGCGGAAUAAUUCAAUAAUAACGAAAAUGUUCUGGUUUGCCAGCAAUUUUUUAUGGGUUUUAUUCCCGAUUUGUAUGGGGGAACAGUAUGGAUACGUCACCAAGUAUAUCGAUAUGCCUCUGGACCAUUUUAGUUUUACUUCGAGUGUUACGUUUAAGUUACGUUACUUAGUCAACGAUACUUACUACAAUGAUGAAAAUCCGAUCUUUUUUUACACUGGAAAUGAGGGUGAUAUCACCAUGUUUGCACAAAAUACCGGAUUUAUGUACGAUCUGGGGAAGAAGAUGAACGCUUUGUUGGUGUUUGCUGAACACCGAUUCUACGGUGAAACUCUACCGUUCGGCAACGAAUCCUACAACUCACCGGAAAAACUCGGAUACCUCAGCGCCCAGCAAGCGUUAGCCGACUACGUCUACCUCAUCGAUGACCUCCAAAAGCAAUACGUGAAGAACGGCAGCUCCCUCACCAAACUGCCUGUGAUAGCUUUCGGAGGUAGCUACGGUGGGAUGCUCUCGGCUUACCUCAGGAUGAAAUACCCGUAUAGCGUCGAGGGAGCUAUCGCUAGCUCAGCGCCCAUUUGGUCCCUCUCUGGACUGGUCCCAUGCGGAAGCUUCAAUAAGAUUUUAACGGAUGUGGUGAGAACUCAAGGGUCUGAGAGGUGUGUGGAUACAAUUAAGUCAUCUUGGAGUGCCAUCAGGUCAACGGGUACAACCGAUGCAGGCAGAGCAACUUUAACCGAGGAAUUCAGACUGUGUUCAAAGCUAAAUUCUUCAUCUGACGUCAAUGAUCUUGUCGACUGGAUCAGCGAGAUUUAUGGUAAUUUGGUCAUGGUUAACUAUCCGUAUCCCACGGAUUUCUUGGCACCUCUGCCCGGUCAUCCAGUAAAAGAAAUGUGCUCGCAAAUCGAUAGUGUAGAUGAUCCAGUAACCGCUGUGGCCAAAGGGCUGAAGAUCUACACCAACUACACCAAGAGCGUCAAAUGUAACGACCUCAACGCCACCGCCCUACCGAGCUUAGGAGAAUCUGGAUGGAACUUCCAGACCUGCACCGAUAUGGUGAUGCCGAUGUGCUCCACCGACGAAGAUCUAUUCGAGAACGCUCCAUGGAACUUCGAGGAGUUUUCCCUGAAUUGUGACGUCAUGUUUAAGGUACGUCCCAGGAGUGAACGGGUGGCCAUCUUGGAGUUCGGAGGGAAACUCAUAGAUUCUGCCUCUAAUAUUGUGUUCAGUAAUGGAUUGUUGGAUCCGUGGUCCAGCGGUGGGGUGAUGACUAACGUUUCCUCGCAAAUUUUCGCGGUUCUUAUACCGGAUGCGGCCCACCAUGCGGAUCUACGUGGGGAAAACCCUUUGGACUCCGGUAGCGUGAGGAGUGCCAGGGAGUUUCACGCCAACCAGAUUUCCAAGUGGGUGGAUAAGUUUUAUUUUAAGCGUUUGCCUUUGGAGGCCUAUUAUGAGAAGCAUGCGAGUUUUUUCAAGUUUUAGUGAGCGUAGGUUUGACGAUACAGUAGUAAAUAUAUUGAAAUUUUAAAGAA